AUGGUACGCCGAAAAGCUGACGCAAGUGUUAUUGUUUUAGAUCAAUUGACAGUUCGCGAACAGCACGCAGUGAUAAAUCUAGGAACGUUAUUAUUAAUUAUUACAUACUUUUCUCAGACAGACGUUUUAGUGGACAGACACAAAAUUAAAAAGAUACAAAUUUUGAAAGAAAUUCGAUAUUUCAGAAAAAGUGUAAAAUUGCUUAUACCAAAACUACCUUUUGCUCGUCUAGUUAAAGAAAUUAUGGUAGAUUUGUUUCCUAGAAGUAAUGUAAGCAGGGUACAACUAGCUGCACUUGAAGCACUGCAAGAAGCUGUUGAAGCAUAUCUAGUUCAAUUCUUUGAAGAUUGUGUAUUAUUGUCACAGCAUGGAAAGCGUGUGACUCUUCAAAUUCAAGAUAUGAUUUUAAUGAGACGACUCAGAGGAAGAGAUGAUAUUAUAAAUAAAUGAAGUAGUUUCGCUAUUAGGCUUGAUAAUUUUAUUGUAUAGUUAUAAUAUAUUUUGUAUAUAUUUUGUUUUUACCUUUUAUGAAUUGUUUUAUUGUAUACUUAAUAAUUUGCAUAUAUAUCAUUGGAUAAUACUAAUUAAUAAAAAAGGGCAAAAUAGUAUUGAUUGUCAUAUAUUAUGAUUAUGUAUUAAAAUUGGAAUAUUCUUGACAAAUUCACUGUAUUCUUAUCCGACAUAGUAUGUCCAUGACACUAAGAAUUGUGGAGUGUUUGAUAACAAAUUAAACUUGUAAUGGUUUGUUCAAUAAAA
Molecule: messenger RNA, 756 nt
Organism: Bombus pascuorum
Lineage: Eukaryota; Metazoa; Arthropoda; Insecta; Hymenoptera; Apidae
Exons: 4
Coding region: 1-450 (149 amino acids)
Cellular component (GO): nucleosome
Molecular function (GO): protein heterodimerization activity; structural constituent of chromatin; DNA binding
Source: RefSeq, a predicted model, not a curated record